AUGAGCAACGACGCCAGCUUCAAUGCAUCUAACUCCUGGACCUCGUUUUCGGCGCAUGGAACUAGUUCCAACUCUGCCACUUCGACAGUCCGCUCUCGCAAUAGGCGAUUGAUUCAAUCUCAUGAUGAUAGUGACGAUGAUGGGCUGGGAGCCGGUUACGCAGGUGUGGGAUCACAGCGGUCGCAGCGUUCGGUACGACCCUCACUUUCGAAUGGCGGAGUGUCCUCUUCUGGAACAGCGUCUCCGAUUCCGAGUAAACGACUUCCACGCAUGGCGGGCGGACAGAUGAAUCAGGAAAGGGAAAGUCCGUUGAGAGGAUCGGGUUUUGGAGGUAUGCGGGAGGACACGAGUGGUGGCAAGGCAGCAGGAUUCGCGACGGACUUUCUAGAGUCUCCUUGGUCGUCGUUGCAAGGGUUUGCGUCGAACGUUAUUGGAACUGGAAGUGCAUUGAUCAGUGGAGGAGUUUCAUCGAACGGACAAGGACGGGGCAAGCUGUCUGGCGCAAAGUCGCCUGGAAGAGUCGUGGGCGGCGGUGCACCGAAGGGUCGGCCACAGAUUCCUACCUCAUGGGGCCCGACGGGUUCGAUAAUCGGCGACCCUAACCCGGAUGCACAGAAGGAGAGGCAGGCAUUGGUCCAGGCUAAGAAACGGGAGGCCCUAUUGCAGGCCAAUGGGGAUAAUUUUCCAGAUAUCUGGGGUAAUUACAAACGCAGAGAUUCAGGAGAUGGGUUUGAAAGGUCGACGCCAACUUCAACCCCAGGAAAAGAGGAUGGAGAUGCCUUGGUAUACAUACAUAUCGUUCAGUCAAAUGACACCCUCACUGGAGUUUCGAUCCGCUAUGGUUGCCAGCUGGCGGUGUUGCGGAAGUCGAAUGGCUUCUGGCCUAGUGAUAGUAUACAGUCCAGGAAGACUAUUGUAUUACCGGUCGAGUCAUGCACGCUGAAGGGCCUCCCAGUACCCAGCGACGAGGCACGAAAACACACUGAUGAUGCGAGUGGAGAUAGCCUGGACCAUGGUACUAGCUCUCUCGUACCCGACUCAGAUAUUACGGGUACAUGCGAUUUUGGGAACGGAGUCAACACCUCGCGUCCAGACGGGGACUACUUCAAUUCGCCGAGAACUGAAAACGAAACGGGCAGUGACCCUCCCUGGAAACACCAUAGCUGGGUGAAACUUGAUGGGUUCCCGUCACCUGUCGAGAUCGGUAGACUCCCAAGAAAGUCUUUAGGAUUCUUCCCACGAGCCCGCCGAAAAUCUCAGCUACGUUUAACCCCGUAUAGCGAUAACCCUGGAUCUCUCUCUUCUUCUAUGCAAGAUUCCUUUGUGUCCGAGGUACAUUCCACUCCGCCUCGCGGGCCGCGGGAUUCCACCUCAGCACCAAGGAGUAGUCGUGACGGUUCAACAUCCGGUACUGGAUCUCCGCGUUAUUCAGCUUCUCGCCCCAGAAGGCGACGCAGCAUUGCCUUAUCCGGGCCAGGCGGCGUAGGAACCCUUGAGAACGCUAUAUAUCCCGGUCCACCCAUAGACAAAUUUACCACUUUUGUCAAUUCCCACCUACCGACAUUGACCGUCAAACCUGCAACAACUUAUACAACACCAACCUUAGCAUCCCUACAUAACCAGGAGCGGACUUCAUUCGACUCAGCCGACUCCGCAGUAUUCUCAUCAUCCUCAGCUGCGGGCCUAGAAAACGUCGGCGGGGCAAUUGAAGGUUGGUUUCGAAAGGUUGCGACUCGCGCGAAGGCAGGAAUCAAUGAAAUCCAACAGCAACAGCCCCUUAACCAACAGUUUGCGAAUCUCGGCCUCGCAGGCGCCUCCGGUGACCUUAUUGAGCUGAACGACGCCCCUGAAAUCACAAGGACUCAGCAUUCCCCUACAAUCGUCUUAGAUGGAGCGAGUAGCACACAGGCGACUUCGAGCUCGUUUGCUGAUCCUGCCGUAAUGCGCAGAAGCGCAUAUAAUAACUCAUCAUCCCCCGCGGCUAGUAAUAAGAACAGUCUUCGUGGGAGCCUCCCAUUCGCUGAUGGGGCUGAUAGAUUUAAAGGGGAUUGA
Messenger RNA from Arthroderma uncinatum, 2052 nucleotides. RefSeq lists its product as uncharacterized. The transcript has a single exon. The record is from RefSeq and is a predicted model, not a curated record. The coding region runs from base 1 to 2052 and encodes 683 amino acids. NCBI's taxonomy places the organism in Eukaryota, Fungi, Ascomycota, Eurotiomycetes, Onygenales, Arthrodermataceae.